This is a messenger RNA of Lactuca saligna, 3203 nucleotides long. Lineage: Eukaryota; Viridiplantae; Streptophyta; Magnoliopsida; Asterales; Asteraceae. The record is from the annotation of a GenBank genome assembly.
CCUGCCGCUCACGAUUAUUUUUAUUUUUUUACAGAAAAUUUGGGUGUCGACCAAAACCCAAAACGGACGUUAAUUUUGCACCUUUAUGUCAAACACCAGAUCUCGUCUCUCUUCCCGUUGAUCGUUUUCAUCAUCAUCAACUAUCUCUAGUGGGAGUUUAUUCGUAAUUUACUACUCGUUGGAGUUGAAUCGUAAUUCACUAGGUUUUUCAUCCAUUCAUAUUACUGGUUUUACAUGUUGAAUUGCUAAUCUACUAAUCCAUGCGUUUUAUAAUUAGGACGUUGAUCUUAGGCAUUUAAUGGCAUCAUCGAGCAAGAAAAAGCAUGAGAAGGAAGACGACAUCGAAGAAGAAGAAGAGUUUGAACAUUUUGAUGACUUUACCCUAGCCUCUUCAUGGGAAAGGUUUAUUUCUGAAAUUGAGGCUGUUUGUCGACAAUGGCUGUCAAGUGGUCCCAAAAACUUGUUGGAAAAGGGAGCUGUUUCAUUGGGAGAGCUGAAGAAUUUGUAUAAAGUGAAAUCCGAGCUGAAAUAUGCCAUGAAAAACUAUUGCAUGGAGUACUACUUUGAAAUCAGUAAUGCUGGAAAGGCUGUAGAUUGGAGUUCCAGUUUACAUGAGCUGCAAUUGUCUUUUGGUGUGAAAGAAUUCAUGGUAAUUGCACCCCAAAGUGCCAGUGGUGUUAUUCUUGAUUCACCAGAGGCUAGCAAGCUUCUAAGUGCAGUUGCUAUAGCCUUCUCAAAUUGUUCUAGUUUGUGGCCAGCAUUUGUCCCAGUGCAUGAUCCUUCUAGAAAAGCUUAUAUUGGUAUCCAAAACAUGGGAACAGUAUUUACUCGAAGAUUUGAAGGAGAUCUUAUUUCCACUCAAGUUCCUGUAAAACUCAUGCAUUUGGAGGGAUUAUAUGAGCUGUUUGUAUCUAAAUUUGCCUUUUCAUCAUCAGACCUUUCGACACAUUUCUUCAAAGUCCAUUUCACCAUGAAAUUAACAUACAAGACUCUUCCUUAUGAUGAAGACAAUGAAGUGCUAAAUUCUGAGUCUGAGAUUACUGAAUCUGGAGGUGAUAAUGGAGGUGAUAAUAGAAACAAACUACAAUGGGAUGAUGAUUGUCCUUGGAGCGAGUGGUACACUGCAGAAGACCCUGUAAAAGCUUUUGAACUGGUUGCUAUGUGGGGAGAGAAAAUGGUGGAAAGCUCCAUGGAGAUGGCUGAACUUGAAAAUGCUUCUAUUCAUGAUGCUCAAAAUUGGUUCAUUGUUCCCGAAUUCUCUUCUUAUCUCACUGGUGAUUAUACUGGAAACAUGGUUGGAUUUGCUUCACAACUUCGCCUUCUGAUUGAUGCAUUAGCCAUGUCCUUGGAUGUUAAAUUCAUGGAAGAUUUCGUGUCAGUUGAAACAUCAGGAUCCGACAAAUUGAGGUCAUCUGCAGUAAUUCCUCCACCAACAGUUCUUGAUCGUGUGCUUAAAGAUCUUUGUCAUGAUGGACCUGAACUCAUUUCACCUGAAGGUGAAGGGAGACACAAGAGUUCUAGACUUAUUAAGGGGGCUCCUUUGGAAACUCUGUUUGCUCAAUUUUGUUUACACUCAUUAUGGUUUGGAGACUGCAACAUACGUGCCAUUUCUGUACUAUGGAUAGAGUUUAUUAGAGAAGUACGUUGGUGUUGGGAAGAGUCACAACCAUUGCCACGAAUGCCAACCAAAGCUGCAAUUGAUCUAUCAACUUGUUUAGUUCACCAAAAGCUGCAAAUGCUUGCAAUAUGUAUUGAGAAAAAACGUGAACAAGAUAGUACCAGUGACAACAGUAGUGAUACUCCUAGUGUUGAGGCUAAUGAAGACUUUUCUUAUCCAUCAGGAGCAAAGGAAGAAGGUUUAGUGAAGGAAAGUGACAGCACCCCAACUUGUAUGACAUCGGGUAAGAGGAGGGGAUCAGCAGGUGUGGUGGAAUCCUUGAUGCUUUUGAAAUCACAUGACAACAUGCAUGCUCCAUUUACUCAGGAUCCACCAAUUAUGACAGAAGACAUGCAUGAAGAAAGGCUCCAUGCAGUUGAAGUCUUGGGCAAUUCUUUUAGCUUCUCUGGGCAGUUGGAGAAGGACAUCUUAUCUUCAGAUAUGUCAGCAUUUAAAGCAGCAAAUCCAGAAGCUGUUUUUGAAGACUUCAUUCGAUGGCAUUCUCCAAAAGAUUGGGAAGAUGAUAAGAGUUGUGGGCCCUCAGGAGACAAAUGGCCACCUCAAGGAAAACUUUCAGAGAGAAUGUCAGAAUCCGGAAAUUCAUGGCGCAAAAUUUGGAAUGAUGCCCCUCCUCUACCAGCUUCAGAACAAAAACCAUUUAUGGAUCCAAUUAGAGAAGGAGAAAAGAUACUUCAUUAUCUGGAAACAGUAAGACCGCAUCAGUUACUGGAGCAGAUGGUGUGUACUGCUUUCAGAGCUGCAGCUGACACUCUUAACCAGACUAGCUUCGGUGGGUUAAAGAACAUGACAAUAAAAAUCGACCAAUUAUACUUCACCAUUGCUUCUGCGUUGAAGCCUUUGCAAGCAAACAAGCUACCGGGUGAUAUGGAAAUAAUCCAAGAUGUAAAACGGCUCUGUGUUGUAUUCGAACACGUGGAGAAGCUGCUAACACUUGCAGCUUCCCUUCAUCGCAAAUUCCUAAACGCGCCUCGACUUUCACAAACCAUUUUCAAUGAAUUCUACAAUUUAUACGCACCAAAAAUGGGGAAAGUAGGGUUGGUUUCUCAUGAAGUGAGAAAGAAGCAAGAAGUGAGGGGGAACGAGAGAGAUGUUGUAACGGGUAUGUUUGUGCAGCCUUCGGCUAACCAGUCAUGGAGGAAGGUGUUGAGCAUGGGGAAUUUAUUGAAUGGGCACGAACCCAUGUUAAGGGAGAUUGUGUUCUCAUUGCGUGAUAGAGUGGAUAGUAGCUACUAUGCUCCACGUGGCAGUGGGAGUGGGAAUCAAUGGAGUCAUCAACAGGGGGAGAUUGAGACUCAUAGGAUGUAUAUUUGUGGGACUUCAAAUGAUUUAAGGGUUGCUCUUUCUGUUACUUCUUGUGAUUGAGAUUCAUUAGUCUUUCUUCAUUUUGAAAACUUUUCAUUUCUUCUUCUUCUUCUUGUAUGGUUUAUUUUAUAUAUUGUGGUUAACUUUGAAAUGAACAAAGAUUUAAAUGUUGCCCACUUUUCGUGUUACCCUCUUCUCUUUAAACACUAAUAAGAAAGCAAAU